AAACAGAGGAUCCGAAGAUGAAUGACUCGGCUAUUUUCUGCAAAAACAACCAAACAGACAACUCCACUGACCCGUCGUGUCAGAACUCGAACCUUUCACCCUACAGCCCCAUCGACAUCACCACUUUCAUGCACAUUUUCCCCACGAUCUACGGCAUCCUGUGCUCGGUUGGAGUUAUAGCCAACGCGCUGGUCAUCUACGCGGUGAAAGCAUGCAAGAAGAAGAUGGUUUCAGACAUAUACGUGCUGAACUUAGCGAUAGCAGACAUGCUGUUUCUGCUUGUGAUGCCUUUUAACAUCCAUCAGCUGGUCAGGGACAGGCAGUGGGUGUUCGGAAACUUUAUGUGCAAAGCUGUGGUGGUGGUGGAUGUCAGCAACCAGUUUACAACAGUGGGGAUUGUUACCGUGCUCUGCAUUGACCGGUAAGUUCUACACCAAUCAGUAUUUCAGGAUUAAAUCUUUAUUUAUGUUACAUUGUCAGUCAACAUAAAGAUAUAAUGAUUGUUUUAAGCAUUAGAGUACUACCACAAUUUGACAUAAAGUACAGCCUUUAUCGAUGUAUGACCUAUAAUGAUUUACUGGAUGAUUGAAAAGUUCUGAAUUCCUACAGGUGCUUAAAUUGAAAAAAAAAAAAAAAAAAAUAGUCACCCAACAGUGGGGCUUGAAAUAUACCAAAGGUUGGAUAACCAUCUGUGUGCACCAGCCCAUAAAGACAAAGUGCCCUCUACAUACAUCACGCAUGUGUCAUGUUUAUGAUCUGAACACUCUGUGGACAUUUAACAAGGUCUUUAAACCAAGAGCCAGGCCAUUACACAUCUCCAUUUGAAGGUAAUCAGAGCUUUAAUGUGACACAUUUUCACUGUAAUAUCCAUGAGAUAUCUAUAGGCCUGCUUGAGCAGAUCAGUGUGUUCUGAUGAGUUGGAACACCUGUCCAGAUUAAAUGUCCUCCAUUGGCUCAAUAAACGUACUCUCUUUUUUCUCCCUCAUGUUCUGACACAUUGACAUCCAAGUUAUUUCGCCCCAUCCUUUUAAGUCAGUUUGAAUAGUUAGUCUCAGUGAAAAUUUCUCUUUGUGAUCACUUAAAAGUUAUCACACAAACCUUGUUGAAUACCUAAUAGCAGAAACCUUCCAAAGCUAAUUGGAGGCUGUUAUCCAAACCGAUGAUAACCUGCAUCAUACAAACAAGCUCAUAAUAGAGAAAGGCUGUCUGAUUUCUCCACAGGUUUCAAACCUAUCACACAUCCCAUUAACUGACCUAAUUCAAUGGAAAGUUGUGAUUAGAGUGUCCCCUUUGACAGCUUCAGAGACACCCUUCAACUGCCUGUCCCAUUUAAUCAAAGUAACUCCUCAUGUUUGGCUGUUCAACACACUUAGGGUGAGUGAACACGUUAACUUCAAAUAUCAGUCUGGGAUGGCAACAUGUCGCCAACAAUUAAAUCUCCAACUAUUACAAAUUCUGUUUAAGUUGGACUGAAAAUCAUAUCACAGAGUUGUAUUAUCCUAUUUUUUGCUCUUUGUCCAAAAUUUAGAUGAGUUAUUAUUUUGCAAAAGAUCUGUCUGUUUGCAGUCAAUUUUACACCAAAGUUUUUUAUAAUCUAAGUUUUGUAAAAAGUCAUUAUACAGUUUAUACAUAACAUAAAAAGAGCCUUUCUUUCAAUUAAGCCGCCCAAACAAACCUUUGUUUACUCAACUGUCUCUGAUAUCUUCUCUUCCCCUGAGGGAAGGGUUCAUACUCUAUGCUGACAAGGUUGCUGGAACUUAUGCCUUUCUUUUUUCCUUGACUGGGACGCCAUAAGAAGUAUUUAGUUUACUGUAGUUCUGGUGUGACAAUCUCUUACUUUACUAAUGUGAAACAAAAGUAUGAGACAAGGUAUUAAUCAGUACUCAUUGAUUCAACAAUCAGUGAAAAGUGAGAGUUUUUCAUCUUAAGAGUUAACCCCAUCUCCCUCUGUUUACAAGAAUUUCCCUGAACUAUUGACUUAUUAUGUACGAUAAUUGCAAAUGAACAGGCCGUCCUUGUAAAACACAAUAAUGUCAACAACUUAUUAGUUUAAAUGACUGUCUAAUGUUACUAAAUGGGGCUGGCUGGACCAAAGAUUAGCAUGUAGAGCUGCAGCUGGAAAUAUUGAAUUUGUUCCACUAAAAGGACACUUUGUUCACUUAAUGUGGAAGUGGUCAUUUAUUUGCUGGGAAAUGCCCCGACGAUGGGGUCAGUUUUAGCUAAACUAAGCAGUGGUUUUUGAACUACCCAGUCAAAUGCAAAUCGCCCUUUUUGAUAUUGCGCUGGUGCUGCACCGCCAAAACUCAAAUCUUUUGCCAAUGUAUUUCAUUCAUUUCUUGUCAAAAUGUCUAAGAUAUGAUUAAGAUAUUUUGACAAAUAAAAGGUGUUGAACUAAAAGGCACUCAUUUCUAAGGUACUUCUGUUCAGCCUUUUCAACACACAUUUAACUGAAACCCCUUUCAGACAUGGACAAAGUUUGUCUCAAAUCCCUCAUAUCACCAGAGUUUUUCACCUCAAUUUCACCCAGAAUACUUGCUGCUAGCCCCUUUAUUUCAUCUCAGGGUGAAGUCCAGGUGAGCUCUUGGGAGAAAGCAGAAGUAAAUCUCUGGGAUAAUUCCCUGUGAGUUGUGGGGGGUUAGCAGACGGGGGAUGUUGUUUCUCAUGUGGCUGGUGUUCUGCUUAGUUUACGUUGAAAAAUGUUGCUGUAAUCUGAAUCAAUAACAAAGGUGGCCGAUUUGCACUAUUAUUGUUUCUAAGGUCAUAAACAGGGAUCUGCUGUAUGACUAAGGCGGGGUGUGUAUUUUUAACGCUGAUAUGAAACUUUUGUUGAAGAUUUUAGGAAAAGUAUUUCAGUGCCUGAGUAAACUCAACCAAAUAACGCUCCCAGUACAGAAUCACUUUAUCACACACCCCUGCUCUCUCCAUUUGAUUGAGGUUUCAAGAGUAGUUUACCUCCGUAGUCUGUUGCCCCCCAGCAAAAAAUACUCCUACGGGUGACAAGCUUGAGGCAUGUGCAGAGCUGCUUGGUAGUCAACUGGAGAGAAACUUUAGUCCAUGAACCCAAGAGAGCAGAACAUAAUGAAAUAAAAAGCAAGUAAAAGGUGGUGAGAUGGCCUCAUACUCACUCCUCCUCACUAGUAUGUGAAUUUCACUUAUUUGUAGCCACUGUGGAGACAUUCAAAUUCUCAUCACAUUGAUGGAAAAGUAAAAAAAAAAAAAACUGUCACUAAAUCUGUCUCUGUGCGCCGACUGUAAAAACAGAGACUUUGAUUGCAAUCACUGACAAUAACACAGCAGCGAGCAUGCAAAUAGACACAUCUGCUUUGGGUUGAGGAAACAAAAACAAAGAGAAUAAGAUUGAAAAUAAAGUAAAACUUAUUGUAGAGUUAUAUUAAAGGAUCCGUGGUAUAACCCUUGAAUAAGGUUGUACAUCAUAUUGCUAUUGCAGGGUCGAUUUGAGGUCAUAUUUGGCCUGCUGUAAACCCCCAUGACCGACAUGGGAGACUUCACGCUGUAAAACAUUACAGUCAGGUACAUUUCUGAGGAGAUCCUUUGAGUUGCAUGUCCGAGAGAUGCUUUACUAAUAAAAAGGCAAAGAGCCUCAAGGUUGAUACAGUCUACAGCAAACACUUGGUUAUGGAACCAGAUAUAGAAAAUGACUCAGUCGGCACUGUUUGUUAGCUGCUCCCCCCUUUUGCUGCUCUACUCUGCCAAUUCUGAGCACACAGCGCCACAGGAGCCACGUUCAUCAAAAGAGUUUUUAGUCAUGGUGUUUUACUCUUUUUACAGAACCCAAUAACGAAUCAGAAAAAAAAACAGCAUGUAAAAACUAUUUUAAUGACACAAACUGUGCUUGAGAAAAGUUUAUGUGAUAUAUGAUUCAGUUUUAAAGUUUGUUCCAUCUGUAUACAUGGAGGGGGCGGGUUAUAUGACCUUUACUGCUGCCAGUCAGUCAGGGAGCUCCAGAUGUUUGGAGUUGCUUUUUGGUUGCUUUAAAAUUGUUGAAUUUUUUAUUACAGUGUCUUCUGAACUUCUUCCUCCCAGGUACAUCGCUAUCGUCCACCCCACCUCUGAGCGGAGAACCAUUCAGUGGACCAUCAUCAUCAACCUGCUGGUGUGGCUGGGCAGCUUCCUCCUCACUGUUCCUGUCAUGAUCUAUGCCAAGGUAGUGCGGCGACAGCAAAUGGAAGUGUGCAUGAUGUACUUGGAUGGGCCAGAGGACAUGUACUGGUACACCCUCUACCAGUCCAUCCUGGGCUUCAUCAUCCCACUCAUCAUCAUCAGCACCUUCUACUCCCUCACACUCUACCAUGUCUUCAGCUCCAUCCGCCGAGUCAAGCGUAAGCAGUCUGUUUGGGCCAAAAGAGCCACAAAGAUGGUUCUCAUGGUCAUCGCUUUGUUCCUCAUCUGCUGGACACCCUACCACGUCAUCCAGGUCGUCAACCUGACCAACAACAGCCCUACCAUCACCUUCAUCUACGCCUACAACAUCAGCAUCUGCCUCAGCUACUCCCAUAGCUGCAUCAACCCGCUCAUGCUGCUCAUCUUUGCGCAGAAUUACCGUGAACGUCUCUGCCACAAAAACGUGCUGCAAAGCUCCCAGCAGUCGUCCAAGAUCACUGUGGUCAAAGGAGAAGGCUCCAUUAUGACCAAUGACCCCAGCUACCGCUGUACUGUCAUCUGA
Molecule: messenger RNA, 4684 nt
Organism: Xyrichtys novacula (pearly razorfish)
Lineage: Eukaryota; Metazoa; Chordata; Actinopteri; Labriformes; Labridae
Source: the annotation of a GenBank genome assembly